Molecule: messenger RNA, 2726 nt
Organism: Raphanus sativus (radish)
Lineage: Eukaryota; Viridiplantae; Streptophyta; Magnoliopsida; Brassicales; Brassicaceae
Product: conserved oligomeric Golgi complex subunit 5
Exons: 3
Coding region: 58-2541 (827 amino acids)
Biological process (GO): intra-Golgi vesicle-mediated transport
Cellular component (GO): COG complex
Source: RefSeq, a predicted model, not a curated record
ACGGAUGAUCAGAUCAACUUCAUAAUCGAAUAAUCCAUCCCCGCGAGAGGAAUCAUCAUGAUGGCACUUCCACCUCCUUCUCCGUCAUCCUCACCUUCUCUUCAACGUCUCUCCACCUUCAAAAACCCACCUCCUUCCGGACCCUCACCGUCUUCCAACUCAUCUUCUCCACUAGACUCCUUCGCCAACGACCCCAUCCUCGCCCCAUUCCUCUCCCCAUCCUUCUCCUCCUCCACCUUCUCCUCCGCCGCACUCGCCUCCGGCUCCCCCGCCUCCACCGCCGAGCGUCUCCACCAAGCCAUCCGCCUCCUCGACGCCCAGCUCCGCACCGACGUCGUCUCCCGCCACCCCGAGCUCCUCUCCCAGCUCUCCUCCCUCUCCCACGCCGAGACCUCUCUCUCCUCCCUCCGCUCCUCCGUCUCCUCCCUCCAAUCCUCCAUCCGCCGCGUCAGAUCCGACCUCUCCGAGCCCGUCCGCUCGAUCCGCUCCAAAUCCACCCAGCUCACCAACCUCCACUCCGCCUCCGAGCUCCUCUCCCACUCCGUCCGCGCGCUCCGCCUCUCCAAGAAGCUCCGCGAUCUAACGGACGGAUCGGAUCCGGAGAAGAUCGAUCUCGCGAAAUCCGCGCAGCUCCAUUUCGAGAUCUCAGCGAUGUGCAGAGAGUACGAUCUCUUCGGGAUCGAGGCCAUCGACGAGGAGAUCAAGUUCGUCGACCAGAUCGGGGAGAAGCUGAGAUCUGAAGCCAUGAAGGUGUUGGAGAGAGGCGUGGAAGGGAUGAAUCAAGCCGAGGUUGGGACUGGGUUGCAGGUUUUCUAUAACCUCGGGGAGCUGAAGCAGACGGUGGAUCAGUUGGUGAACAAGUACAAGGGGAUGGCUGUGAAGAGCGUUGGGGUUGCUAUGGAUAUGAAAGCGAUUUCUUCUGGUGGGCCUGGUGGUGGUGGUGGGUUUGGGCCUGGAGGGAUUAGGUCUAGCGGAGCGCCGCAUAUCGGUGGUGGAGGUAAGGUUAGGGAUGCACUUUGGCAGAGGAUGGGGAGUUGUAUGGAUCAGUUGUAUGCUAUUGUGGUUGCUGUGUGGCAUUUGCAGCGUGUGUUGUCCAAGAAGAGGGAUCCUUUUACUCAUGUUCUUCUUCUUGAUGAAGUCAUCAAGGAAGGUGAUUCUAUGCUAACAGACAGAGUCUGGGACGCACUUGUGAAGGCGUUUACCAGCCAAAUGAAGUCUGCAUUCACAGCUUCGAGUUUUGUGAAAGAAAUAUUCACCAUGGGAUAUCCAAAGCUGGUGUCUAUGAUAGAAAAUCUCCUUGAGAGGAUCGCUCGCGACACCGAUGUGAAAGGAGUGUUACCUGCGGUUGAUUCAGAAAGGAAAGAACAAAUGGUUUCGUGCAUUGCAAUAUUCCAAACUGCUUUCUUAUCACUAUGCUUUGGACGGUUGUCAGAUCUUGUGAACUCUAUAUUCCCUAUGUCGAGCCGUGGGAGCUUACCUUCCAAAGAACAGAUCUCACAGGUACUGUCACACAUUCAAGACGAGAUUGAGGCUGUUCAUCCAGAUGGUCGUUUGACUCUUCUAGUUUUGCGUGAGAUAGGCAAGGCUCUUAGUAACCUUGCUCAACGAGCUGAGUGCCAGAUUUCUACAGGGCCUGAGACACGCCAGAUAACAGGUCCUGCAACUUCAACACAGAUCAGGAAUUUCACAUUAUGUCAGCAUCUGCAAGGAAUCCACACGCAUAUCUCAUCCAUGGUAGCGGACCUUCCCAGUAUCGCCGCUGAUGUAUUAUCUCCUCAUCUGGGUGCGAUAUACGCUGCGGCGUGCGAGCCAGUUACACCUUUGUUUAAAGCGAUGCGAGACCAGCUGGAGUCAUGCAUUCUUCAGAUCCACGACCAAAACUUUGGUGUUGACGAUGCUGCCUUGGACAGUAACACCUCCCCAUACAUGGAGGAGUUGCAGAAAUCGAUUCUUCACUUCCGUAGGGAGUUCCUAUCCAGGCUGUUGCCUUCCGCAGCAAGUGCUAACACUGCAGGGACAGAAUCAAUCUGCACUAGACUCGCGAGACAAAUGGCUUCAAGGGUUUUGAUCUUCUACAUAAGGCAUGCUUCCCUGGUGCGACCACUAUCAGAAUGGGGGAAACUCAGGAUGGCUAGAGACAUGGCAGAGCUGGAACUCGCGGUGGGACAGAAUCUGUUCCCUGUGGAGCAGCUCGGUGCACCGUACAGAGCUCUUAGAGCAUUUAGGCCAUUGGUUUUCCUGGAAACAUCUGAAAUGGGAUCAUCUCCUCUCAUCCAGGAUCUACCACCGAGCAUCGUCCUACAUCAUCUCUACACGAGAGGCCCAGACGAGUUAGAGUCACCGAUGCAGAAGAACAGACUGAGUCCAAAGCAGUACUCACUGUGGCUUGAUAACCAAAAAGAGGAUCAGAUCUGGAAGGGGAUAAAAGCGACUUUGGAUGAUUAUGCAGUGAAGAUCAAGUCGAGAGGGGACAAGGAGUUUAGUCCAGUGUAUCCACUAAUGCUUCAAAUUGGUUCUUCUUUGACAGAAGGAAACUUAUAAGCUCCUUAUGUGUGCUUUGUUUCAUCUUUUCAAGGCUUUUAAGAGUUCUUCGAAUCAAUAACAUGUUUUGUUGUCUCAAGGAGUUUUCUUACAGUCAUAGUGACAAUACCUCGUGUCAUGUAAAUCGAGAUUCAGACAUCAUGACAUGGCUUGUGCCUUCUUCUACAUAGAGCUUUUUUUUUUUU